Pocillopora damicornis (cauliflower coral) is the source of this 1270-nucleotide messenger RNA. RefSeq names its product methylglutaconyl-CoA hydratase, mitochondrial. NCBI's taxonomy places the organism in Eukaryota, Metazoa, Cnidaria, Anthozoa, Scleractinia, Pocilloporidae. Gene Ontology annotation, cellular component: mitochondrion. Gene Ontology annotation, biological process: fatty acid beta-oxidation. Gene Ontology annotation, molecular function: catalytic activity. The record is from RefSeq and is a predicted model, not a curated record.
AGCAUGAAAACCAAAAUGGCGGCGAUGUGGAAAAUAUUUCUAAGAAGUAAAAAUGCUGGAAUUUUUUCUGUAAUCCAUGAUUGGAGUAAGAUCGCUGCCUGCAGAAAGUUUUGUUUGCCAAACAGUUCCAAGUACAGUACAGAAAGUGCGACAUCAGCGGCAGAAGAAUUCAGCCUUCGGUAUUUAGAUGGUAAACACGAAGGAAUUGCCUUGUUUGUAAUGAACAGACCAGAAGCAAAAAAUGCCAUGAGCAAGAAUUUCCUAAGACUGUUUACAGAUGCCCUUACUUGUGUGAAGUUUGACAAGAAUGUUAGAACUGUCAUCAUCAAGAGUGAUGCGCAAGGUAUUUUCUGUGCAGGAGCUGAUCUCAAAGAGAGAGCUAAAAUGGCAGCACAUGAGGUUGGACCAUUUGUAUCCAUGGCUCGUGCAGCAAUAAUGGAACUAAACAACCUACCAAUGCCUACAAUUGCUGCUCUUGAUGGCCAUGCCCUAGGUGGUGGGCUUGAAAUGGCCCUGUCAUGUGACUUUAGGAUUGCUGCAAGUAAUGCUAAAGUGGGGCUGACAGAAACACGUUUAGCAAUUAUUCCUGGUGCAGGAGGGACUCAACGUCUACCAAGGUUAAUAGGCAUCUCAAAAGCCAAGGAGAUGAUUUUUACGGGCAAAAUGAUCAGUGGCACAGAAGCUGAAGAAAUAGGUUUAGCUGAUUUUGUUGCAGAACAAACUGAAACCGGUGAUGCAGCAUAUCAGAGAGCCCUUGUUCUAGCUGAAGAAAUUCUUCCCCGAGGACCUGUUGCUGUGAGAAUGGCCAAACUAGCAAUCAACAAGGGAAUUCAAGUUGACCUCACAUCUUCCAUGUCAUUUGAAGAAGGUUGUUAUGCUCAGGUUAUACCAACUAAAGACAGACUUGAAGGUCUGAAAGCAUUCAAAGAGAAAAGAACACCGCAGUACACAGGGGAAUGAAACAAAUAACAUGGAAGGAAAGCAUGGACAUGAUGAAGUUAAUGCACAAGGAAAACAAAACCAAGACUCUGGUUAACCCUUUGGCAUUAAGAGUGACUCGCAUCUAAUUUCUCCUUACAAUACCAACCCUGAAUCAAGCUUUAAGGUCAUGAGAAUAAAGGAAAUGAUCACCAACUAAAGAAGCUCUUGAUUCUGAAAUAAAUUCUCCUUGUCAACACCUUAGGAAAUAUAUAGUGAACUGUAUGGAGAAAUUGCACACUGAUGUACACUCUCCCUUUAUCUGCCCAUAAUAAAACAACUGUCUUACACA